GUGUGUGUGUCUCUCUCUCUCUCUCUCUCUCUCUCUCUAUAUAUAUAUAUGCACCUAAAGCUGGUUGGAGAAAUAAAUUGGGCCGUUGCCAACCUGAUAUGUACCAGCCUUGGCUAACACCUGGAGAUUUCAAUUUAAUUUAUUUUUUUCUGUCUCACUGCCUAUAGAAGCUAGAAACACAAUGGUUUUUGGCUCUUAGCUGAGAAAUCAAAUUCUGUCAUUGUCUGGGGGGUAAUUAUUAGAUCAAGAAUCUAAGUCAACCCAUAACAAAUAAUAACAAUAGUAGUAUAUGGAGUCAACUGCCAUCACUCCCAAUGCUGUGUGAGACCUGGAGGUAUGAAGCAGAAAUUAUAAAUGUAAACAUUUCUCAACAUCUCCCAACAGUUAUUUUUGUCUUAUAUAAUAAUAAUUUGCUUGACGUCACUGUCAUCUGAUGGUCUUGUUUAGGAAACAAUAACUCAAACAUGAUUUUCUUUGGACAUAGCCUUAAAAAAAAUAGUUCCCUUUAAAAUUUUUUACUUGAGUUUUCAUUUUCACCUAUCGGGUCCAUUCCCUGAAGAAAUUCCAGGGAAAUGUUACAUUCUCUCUUCUACUGCCAGGCCCUUUUUACAUAUGCAAAGGAGAAACUUUCCCAGCGUGGAUUGAUUGGGGCACAGGGAGAAGAAGGCUUCUGGGUGUAGACCCCAUCGCGUGGGCAACAGCCACUUUCUAGGGUGCUUGCUAGGUUCUGUGGAGGCCACCCUUAGCCCAGUCCUUUCCCAGUUUUCUCCCUUUGAGGGAAGUGAGGGCAGGGGCAAAAAAAAAAAUCAAAAAGCAAGGAGGAGAUUAAGGAAGUCGUUGUCAGAUUCCAGGAGGGCAUUGCCACCCCCAAGUCCUGAACCCCAUCAGCCUGCAUUCAUCAGAGUUUUACAGAUCUUAGAAACGUCCUCCGGAAAUUCAACCAAAUUGUAUAAAUAGUCUUUCUUCAGCCUCCACAGAAUUGAGGAUUUUAAAGCUAAUUCAAGGGUUUUACAAGCCCAACAAAUACAGUUGUAAAAAUGCCAUUGGAAAGAUAUCACGUUUUACAAAAUGAGAUUGAUCCAUGUGCUGUAAAAGUCAACUAUCUCCAAGGCACACCUAUCAAGCAAGGGCAGCCAGGGACACGCUUUUCACCUCCUGUCUGGGAAAGGCCAGGCCUGUAACAACGGCAAAAGCAAUGCAGACGAUUCCUGGAGCCCGGGAGGCAACUGUUCCCGGCACUGGGGCAACGGCAACCGGCAGGCCCCCAGCAGUCCCAGGAAAGGCAGGGGAGAGGGUACACCCUAGGAAAGUGCGGGCUGUGGGGCACCCCAGAAACCAAGCACAUCAAUUACCCCACAGCCUUUGGGACAUCCCAGCUGCCCUCUAUGCCUGGCUCGGCAGGGACCUUGGGAUGCCGUGCCUCCAGAAAGAGGACAGAUAUUCCACAUCUGGAUCUGUCUCAGCUCUGAGCACUUCGGGUGUUGAGAGGACGAGUCCCGAGGGCUGGGUGAGGGGAGCAGGUUCCCCCGUUUUGCUUCGAAGCUCAGUCUCCAGGCCACUCCCCUGUAGGUCCCUUUCUUGUUGAAACCAGUGGUUUCUGGCCUCUGGAUUCCUGGGUUCAAAGGUGGUACGGGGACGCACAGCUUGUGGGGUGCUUUGAGGCCAGGCGGUCGUUGGCCAUUGGAGGGGAGCCCGUCUGGACUCCAAGGAGACGUGUUGUAUGUGGGCGGAUGGGGCUGCCAGGGGAAGACGUUUAGCCGCGAUCUGGUCAGCUCGAGGUGAGCCUUCGGCUCCAGGCGGCAGCGAGGCCCAGGCCCUUGGUGGGAGUGGGAAGGAAAGAGGGAAGGGAUGCACGGAUUCCUAAGACGCAGGAGUGAGGAGCUGGGCGUGAAGGCCUGGUUUCUCAGGCCCCCUUCUUCAGUCCCGGAACCCGCACCCACGGGCGGGGGAGUGCAGAAGGAGGGGCACGCUCAGGGCCCUGCGGGGCGGGCAAGCCGGCCGGGAGCUAAGCCGUCGUGGUCACCGCCCCUCCCGGCGCGGGGCUGUCAGGUUUCCUGUUUGGAAAGAAAAACCAGCAAAAUCCGAAAAGGCAAGAAGGGGAGGAGGAGGGAGCGGGCCUGGCGGGGCCUUUGCGGCGGCCUGGACUCUAAUGCCCCUACCCCGGCCUGAUUCGCACGCCCCUGCCCGGGCCGUGCCCGCCGCUGGCGUUCGGAAAGAGAGCCGGGCCGGCUGGCUGUGCGCGCCCAUUAAUCUGCCGGGCGGGCGGCGGGCGGGCGGGCUGGGGGCUGUUUGUAACUUUGCUGCCUCGGUCGCCGCGGUCCCCGGGGAGCGGGCUCCAGCGCUCGCUCCCAUUGGCCGCCGCCGCGUCAGCUGGUGCGAUUUGCUGCUGUCGCUUUUGGCGUUCGGCCAUCCAGAAACAAACCAGUUCGAUGACUACUAAUAGUUAUAGCCAGAUGUACUAAUACACAACAAAUCACAGUCCUGCAGAGGGGCGCGCAAAUGAGUUCCUAUUUUGUGAAUCCCACUUUCCCCGGGAGCCUGCCCAGCGGCCAGGACUCCUUCUUGGGCCAGCUGCCCCUCUACCCGGCUGGCUAUGACGCGCUGAGGCCCUUCCCGGCCUCGUACGGGGCGUCGAGCCUCCCGGACAAGACGUACACCUCACCUUGUUUCUACCAACAGUCCAACUCGGUCCUGGCCUGCAACCGGGCGUCCUACGAGUACGGGGCCUCGUGUUUCUAUUCUGAUAAGGACCUCAGUGGCGCCUCGCCCUCAGGCAGUGGCAAGCAGAGGGGCCCCGGGGACUACCUGCACUUUUCUCCCGAGCAGCAGUACAAACCCGACAGCAGCAGCGUGCCGGGCAAAGCCCUCCAUGACGAAGGCACCGACCGGAAGUACACGAGCCCUGUUUACCCCUGGAUGCAGCGGAUGAACUCCUGCGCGGGUGCCGUGUAUGGAAGUCACGGGCGCCGAGGCCGCCAGACCUACACGCGCUACCAGACGCUGGAGCUGGAGAAGGAGUUCCACUUCAACCGCUACCUGACGCGGCGCCGCCGCAUUGAGAUCGCCAACGCGCUCUGCCUCACCGAGCGCCAGAUCAAGAUCUGGUUCCAGAACCGCCGCAUGAAGUGGAAAAAGGAAAAUAAACUCAUCAAUUCCACACAGCCCAGCGGGGAGGACGCUGAGGCAAAGGCGGGCGAGUAGACGCCUGGGCAGGGACCAGGCCAGCACCGCAACCUCCCUCGGCUUUGCCCCCUUGCCUUCGCCUGCUCCCCAACUUUUCUCCCCCGCCUGCCCCCAUCCGGGGGGCUUCUGCAGCUUCAGGGGAGCCGGGAGCUUUGCAAACGCCUGAGCAUUUAUUUCUCACACACACACAAAAUCCCACACACAGCCAAUCUCAGCGGUGGAGCGGGGCGCACUGCACACCCGGUCCCGCUCUCCAAGGCUGCCCUAGCCGGCUUCGGAUCCCAGGGCGCGCCCCGAAUUCGUCCCCGGCUCUUGUGCUAGCGCCUUUGCGCGCCCCUGAGCUCGGGACGCGGGGUUGCUGGAGAGGAAAGAACCUGGGCCGAGCCCCUUUUGGUGCCUGGGCGUUUUCGCCUCGGUCCCUCGCCACCAAGUCCCGGAGGGCACCACCAAAUCGACUCCGGCCACUGGAAAGAGGGGGCAUAAAGGCUGGGGCCCCAGCACUUUGGUGGCAUCCCAGGCCACCCCUAGACAGGAAGAAGCGUGAGGAACAAAGGGGGCCCUGAGACAGCCUUGUCUCUCGGCCCGCGCGCGACCGUCCGUGGAAGAGAAGCAGCCUCAGCUGAGCCGACCCAACCUGAGCGCGGGUGGAACUUUACAGCCCCGGGAGAGACUGGGCUCCCGAAGUCUCCAGCUCCGGAUCCCGGAUCCCCGCCUCCGACAGUGCCUGCGCAGCCACCAGAGAGUAGCUUUCAGGACCUAAGGAGGGGGCCCAGGGCCAUGGGAACGGCAAGAGUCCUGGUCUCCAAAUGUGCCAGGGGUGCCUGCGACGCUCAGCCUCCAGCGGGAAGUACCCUCCAUGCCUUUCGGCUACAUUCGUGAUUCACUUUCGUCUUUCAGGACCCAGGAAAAUAACUACGAAGAUCCUAGGCACUAACACGAAAUGCUUCCAUUAGCACCCUCAUUUUACUCCUGGAGAUCUAAGCAAGACCCUAAUAACUCGGCCCACGGAUUCCCAGCCCCCAAACAGCUUCUGUGGCUGCGGGGAGCCUGGGCCCACUCGCUGGGUUCACCGAGAACCCUCCGAAUUGGGGCCCGGCUGGCUCGAGGAAAGGGACCUGGUGGUGAAGAUUCUCCAGGCUGGAUACUUAAAGCAAAUCAAAUAGCGAACUAAUGACACGAAAACCAUAUUUGCACGAAAGAAAAAUCGACUCCGGUUAUAAAAGUGUAUGGAAUUUGACCUCGCCUCGGAGAAACACUACACAAAAGCUAUCUUUAAUAGACGCCUGUCAUUUAAGAGCGGCAGGGACACUGUCCCUCAUGCACUCACAAAAAAAACAGAGCCGUAAUUGUAGCUGCUGCUGCGGGCAGGAUUUAUUUCUCCAAUUGGCUAAAUGGCCUCCCCCCUUCCCCGAAGGUGAUAUCUGUAUUUUCAAAUUUCAGAGCUGCCGGCACGACGGGCAAAACCGACCCCAACCUCAACACAAAAAUAAGAGGGGCUGCACAGCGGGGAAAUAAAGUUGUUGUAAAUAAAAUCCAAGUCACCGUCUCCCCCCAAUCCUCUGCAUCCUCGCCGGGCGCGCGAUCGGCAGCUGACGGCCUCACAAUUGGUACAUCCUAAUGGAACUGCGAGGGAAAUGCAAUAAUUUUGCCAUAAUGGGCUGUAACCUCAAUUCGACCCCGGCCCUUGCAGCCCUCGGUCGGAAGCGGAGCGAUGCGCCCUGCCUCCAGCGGGUGGCGCUCGAGUCCGACUGAACGGCCGCGGCGGGUGGCGGGCACGCGCCUGGGGCGCGCGCGCCACCCCUCUUGCCUCCACCCAACUCCCCCAUUAGUGCACGAGUUUACCUCUAGAGGUCAUCAGGCAGGAUUUACGACUGGACAACAAAAGCACGUGAUUCGAAGUCGUACCCCAUAUUUGGGUGCCUACGUAGGAGGGAACCAAGUACAUGUCCCAGUCAUUUCCAUAAUUCAUCAUAAAUUGUGCAAGGGUGCUAUAGACGCACAAACGACCGCGAGCCACAAAUCAAGCACACAUAUCAAAAAACAAAUGAGCUCUUAUUUUGUAAACUCAUUUUGCGGUCGCUAUCCAAAUGGCCCGGACUACCAGUUGCAUAAUUAUGGAGAUCAUAGU
Messenger RNA from Acinonyx jubatus (cheetah), 5311 nucleotides. RefSeq names its product homeobox A6 (gene HOXA6). Gene Ontology annotation, molecular function: DNA-binding transcription factor activity, RNA polymerase II-specific; RNA polymerase II cis-regulatory region sequence-specific DNA binding. The record is from RefSeq and is a predicted model, not a curated record. Gene Ontology annotation, cellular component: nucleus. Bases 2500 to 3201 code for a protein of 233 amino acids. NCBI's taxonomy places the organism in Eukaryota, Metazoa, Chordata, Mammalia, Carnivora, Felidae. Gene Ontology annotation, biological process: anterior/posterior pattern specification; regulation of transcription by RNA polymerase II. The transcript has 2 exons.